CCUCCCACCGGAAGUGGGCUGGGGGUCGCGGAGCUCAGGGCCGGAGGAGGCUUGUCCGCUGCGGCUGCCGAGCUGUCUUCUAGCUCAUCUCGGCCCUCUCCGCGGCUCGUCUCCGGCCCCGCUGCGCCUCACGGCAGCAGUGCAGGAGCGUGGCACAAUGGUGUGCAUUCCCUGUAUCGUCAUUCCAGUGCUGCUCUGGGUCUACAAAAAGUUCCUGGAACCAUAUAUCUACCCGCUGGUGUCCCCUCUAGUUAGUCGGCUGUGGCCUCGAAAAGAAAUACAGCAAGUCAAUGACCAUGGCAAAGGGGACUAUAAGGGUGCAGCUGUAAAUGAAUUACCAACAAAGGGACCAACAGAUAUUUGUGAUAAAAAGAAACAAUGAAGGAGGGCCCCCCCCCUCGGAUUUUAAUGUUGUGAGAAUGGACCUGAUCAUCAGAAGCACCUUUUUUUGUGACUAUCUCUGACAUUUCUCUCUGAGAUCUCAAUAUGGGGUAGGGUAGUGAUUCACCUGCUAAAUGUGGUAUUUAUAUUUAAGAUGGAUUACAUUGUAUUUAAUGACCUCAUUUCCAAGUUUUCAUUCCCACUAAAUUAGCUUUUGUUUCUAUUAUUCCAGUUUUAAAGAAUAUGAAUAAGUAGGUUGUGCUUGAGGACACUUACACUACUAAAUCAGGACUUAAAAACCCUUGA
Molecule: messenger RNA, 687 nt
Organism: Suncus etruscus (white-toothed pygmy shrew)
Lineage: Eukaryota; Metazoa; Chordata; Mammalia; Eulipotyphla; Soricidae
Gene: C10H18orf32
Product: chromosome 10 C18orf32 homolog
Exons: 3
Coding region: 158-382 (74 amino acids)
Biological process (GO): positive regulation of canonical NF-kappaB signal transduction
Source: RefSeq, a predicted model, not a curated record